Salvelinus namaycush (lake trout) is the source of this 2953-nucleotide messenger RNA. Its product is annotated as HMG box-containing protein 1-like. The transcript is spliced from 11 exons. The record is from RefSeq and is a predicted model, not a curated record. Bases 71 to 1561 code for a protein of 496 amino acids. Lineage: Eukaryota; Metazoa; Chordata; Actinopteri; Salmoniformes; Salmonidae. Gene Ontology annotation, cellular component: nucleus. Gene Ontology annotation, molecular function: protein binding; DNA-binding transcription factor activity, RNA polymerase II-specific; RNA binding. Gene Ontology annotation, biological process: regulation of transcription by RNA polymerase II.
AUAGAUUGACGUCUGAAGCCACCAAUAAUGUUUGCGAAAAAGAAUAAUAUUUAUCUCUCACUUCUCGUUGAUGGCGACUGUUUUGUCAGAUGACCUAAAGAAGCAUUAUAACAUGGUGUGGGAAAUUAAGAGUCCCCUGAGCAGCAGCAGUAGAAUGUUGGAUAUCACAGGGCCAGAGGCAAGUAGAGAACAGGGCUUGGACCUUCUCCAGUGUGAAGAACACCUGCCCUCCUCCCUCGGAUGCCCCACCAGUGACAGCCACAUGGAAUACGAUGACCUCCCAGAGCUGGAGGAGGUGGAGGAGGACCAGACAGCCCCCGCCGUGUUUCAGGUGGGGGCGGGGGUGUCCCAUCAGGAACGUGACGGACAUAGUCAUACGGCCGGGCCCCUGGACACACACUGGCUCACACAGCUAGCUCACAUCGCCACAGGCCCCCAGAGUCCCCUGCUACAGGGUUCCACUCAGGUCGUCAGGUCAACUCCCGUCCACAUCUUUGGCAUCAGUAGUAACCUCCAUUCCUACGCACGGCCUCCCCACACCCGGCCUCCCCUGACCUCCAGCAGCCUGCCCUCUAGAGGCCAACACAGGGAGCGCAGCAGGCGAGUCAGGGUCAGUAGUGAGUGUGAGUCUGCUGUGUCCUGUCACUCCUCUGUGUCUGAUGACGAGGACAUGGGCUGGAGCCACUCCUGGCCACCUACUGCCUGGCACUGCUUCCUCAAAGGCACUCGUCUGCGGUUCCAUAAGGGUUCUAGUGUGGAGUGGCAGGAUGCUGAGAAACUGGUGUCAGACGAAGACUCAGACGAUGAGGCAGAGGCUAUAACCCGCCCCCUGAAGGGCUAUGGUCGUGAGGGCCUGAGGCUGGUGUCCCACACAGAGAGCCGGGCGUUCGGCCAGUCCGUCCUCAAGCUGACCUUUGACCCAGGUGCCUGUGGGGAGUGUCUUCUGUCCGCUGAGUGUCAGCUGGACCACCCGUUCUACGUCAGAAACAAAGGCUGGUCGUCGUUCUACCCCAGUCUGACUGUGGUGCAGUAUGGGAUCCCGUGCUAUGAGGUGAUGGUGGGAGACGUGUGUCUGCCUCCUGGACACAGAGAUGCCGUCCACACUGACGACUCCCUGGUGUUCGACACAUUCAGGAGUUAUGACUUCACUCCCCUGGACUCGUCGGCGGUGUACGUCCUGAGCAGCAUGGCCCGGCAGCGUAGGACCUCCCAGUCCGGCGGGGGCGCCGUCAGCCCCGACCAAGACACACACCGCAACAAGCUAAUUAAGAGCCAGCAGGACUCGGGAGCAGCCGGCGUGGCUUCGCCCACGAAGUGCAAGCGGCCAAUGAAUGCAUUCAUGCUAUUCGCAAAGAAGUUCAGGUUGGAGUACACCCAGAUGUACCCUGGGAAGGACAACAGAGCGAUCAGUGUGAUCCUGGGAGAGAAGUGGAAGAAGAUGCGAGGAGAGGAGAGAAGGAUGUACACCAUGGAGGCCAAGGUUCUGGCUGACGAGCAGAAGAGACUCAACCCUGACUGCUGGAAACGCAAGAGAACCAACUCAGGUUCCCAGGGGAACUAAGAGGCGCAGACACACGAGAGAGAGGGAUGAGGCAGAUGACAGGAGAAAAGAGAGGGAGGCGAUGGAGGGGAGGACAAACCGAGAAGAGGGGUGUAUGGGGGGAGGCAGUACAUGCUCAAACCGGCUACCACUCCUGAGCUGAGGAAGAUGCACACAUGCACACACACACACACACACACACACACACACACACACACACACACACACACACACACACACACACACACACACACACACACACACACACACACACACACACACACACACACACACACACACACACUUUAGAGCCAGCUACACUUCCUGUGACGUUACUCUACUGUGAUUCGGGGUAUGCUUGCUUUCUAAACAAAUAGAGAUUUAUGUAAGAAAAAAAAAUAUAUAUAUAGAUAUAUACAGUAUAUAUAAUAUACUAACUGUGCUUGAAUAUAGGAUAUUUUUUUAAUGUCCGACUUGCCUUAAUCUUCCAAAGCAAGAAUGUAUUCUUUUUAACUCAUUUCAGGUCAUUUCAUACCUUAUUGCUUGAAAAACAUGAGCCCAUGUGGUGCUGUAGAGUUGGGAAAGGGGAGGUGAAAACUAAAUGUCUAUUUUUCAACCAGAGAUCAGUCUAGGGAAUUUAAAAAAUGCUUCCGAUUAUUCUUAUGCCUAUAUUUGUAUAACUCAAUAUAUUAUUGCACAAAAAAAACUAUUUUUGACUUUGUACAUGCAGAGGGGAAGGGAGGGAGGGGUGGGUGGGAUAUGUGCUUAACCUUGAUUCUUGCUGUAUUCCAAAUAGACACCUACCCCCUUAGGCACUUAAAAACUACACUCAAAAACAAUAUUUUGGUAUUUGUUACAUUAGUCCAUUGUUGAUACCAAAAUGUUUGCAUGUCAGCAGCUUUCAAGAUAUUGGACUUUCAAGAAGCAAAGUGUCACUUGCCACAUCAUAGUUUUUGAUUGGAUGUUUCCUUUAAAGUAGAUCUUAUUUAUUCAUCUCAUAUCUACACUGGUGUCUAGUGGGUAGGGGUUGGUUUGGAACUGGGCAUAUCUUACCCGGGUCAAGUGUACUGGGUGUGUGACAAACGAAUAGGCCAUAUAAUAAUGACGUGUUAUAUUCUAAUGAUGUUAACAUACCUAUGGGACAGACAUGCAUACUCUCACUGCAAUUAUGCACAGCAUACACUUUAUCUUCUGUAUGACGGAUAUGUGUUGUGUACAUCAAUAUGUAACGUAUAAUUCAAGUAUAGCUAUAUGCAAGUAUAAUUUCUGACUCAAUCUCAGUUUAACUAUCAAGAUUGUGAAAUUGAUUUGAUUAGUUUAUUUAUUUCUCUUCAUCAAUAAUGUACAGGUCCUCCUGAAACUUGUACCCACAAUGCUCUUGUAUUAUAGUAUAAAUAUAAGCAUGGAUUUAAA